AUGUCUCCCGCCCAAGACGAAGCCGACGCCCUCCUAGACCACAAGCAAAAGCCAUCAGCCCACCCAGAAGACCUUGCACACUUCUCUGGAGACGAAGACAACGACGUCGACCGCAGCGACGAGGAAGAACACAACGAGAAGCGCACCAACGACGCCGCCGCAGACUCAGACGAGAGCGAGAUCGACUUCUCCAGCACCAUGAUCUCCAAGCCAGCUACAUACCACAUCCCUUCUACCAUCUACGACGCCAACACGGGGCCCAAGGGCGUCAUCGCCGAUGCACAGUCCUUUGAGCGUGCGAAGAAGCGCUCGUUCCGACGCACCCUGACCUCUCCCGGCGCAUUCGACUACAGCAACCCUUUCUCCCGGGGACAGACCAACACCGGAAACGAGAAACAGAGCAAGAACAGCAGUAACAGCAACUAUAUACGUCGUGGCGCCAGUCCCGGUGACUCUGAGGACAGCGACGAGGACGAGCGGUUCAUGCGCCAGUGGAGAGAGGCGCGCAUGCAGGAGCUUCAGAACAAGGCUACUCGUCGAGUCAGCCCGAGCAAGAGACGGUAUGGCACCGUCGACACCGUCGAUGCCACAGGGUACCUCGAUGCCAUCGAGAAGGUCACCCCAGACACCGUCGUCGUCGUCUGCAUCUAUGAUCCAGAGGCUACCACGCGCUUCGUCAAGUUGCACUACGAGAUCGCCGAGAUGGACCAUGUCACCGCCCCGGCCCUCAUCGCCUACAGAAACGGUGAAGUCUUUGCCACCAUCAUCGAUGUCCUAAGCCAGAUACCGGAUGGACGGGGCUGUAGCUCUGCUAGCAUAGAGGCCUUGCUCAUGCAACACAAGGUUCUCUAA
This is a messenger RNA of Microsporum canis CBS 113480, 852 nucleotides long. Its product is annotated as phosducin. Gene Ontology annotation, biological process: regulation of G protein-coupled receptor signaling pathway. Lineage: Eukaryota; Fungi; Ascomycota; Eurotiomycetes; Onygenales; Arthrodermataceae. The transcript has 3 exons. The record is from RefSeq and is a predicted model, not a curated record. The coding region runs from base 1 to 852 and encodes 283 amino acids.